AUGUCGAAGGUGCUGUCCGCGCUCGGUGGCGCGUUACCAGACGACAGGCCGGUGCUGUCCUUGCAGAUAGUCGAAAGUGUGGCCAAAUGUCCGGCUGGGUACUGGCCCGUUAGUAGGACCUACGAUGAAGACGCCGACGCUGGCCUGCUACGCCAAAAUGGACUCUUUGGGAAGAAACCCAGCCACUAUAUUUGCUUGUCGAAGUCCGAAGGUGUACCUGGCUACGUGAUGGAUGGCGUGGUGGUGGUGGGCGAGCGCGAGGCGGCGCCGGCGGGCUACAGCGUGGCGGGGCGCGCGGGCAAGCGGCGUCUGUGCACGCGCGUCUCACGCCCAGCCGCCGCGCCCCGCGCCCCCCUUACACCCGUCACCGACGUCAUCGUCUGCUCCAAGAUGCGACAGGCGCCGCGCGGCUUUCUGCUCGCCGGUGAGAUCAACGGCAAAAUGGUGUGCUACAAGUUAAGCGGCGGCAGCACGGACACGUCACCAACGGGACCGCCUAACGAGUAUGAAAAUGUCGUUACCAAUGUCACGCCCGAGGCUAACAGGAGUUCGGUAUCUGUUAGACUGUAUCAGGAGCUGAAAUUGCGCUGGGAUGGCUUCUCAGGAUUGAGACCAGCCCCUGAGCGUCCACCAAAGCUGUCGCCAUUAAUCAACGAACUAAACAACUUGAACUUGAAUUCCCCUAAUUCAAACAUCGAGGAGCUCAAAACGGACCACGAUUAUGAAGCCCUGAGCCCAUCUUAUAACAUGAAGCCCACGAGGCCGGCGCCGGUGCAGCCUCCGAGGGCAAUGUCUCCGGUUGCGCGGGCGAAGUCUCCACUCGCGAGUCCAGGACCCACUUCCCCGGCGGCGGCGGGGCGUCGAAAAGGGCCUGCUCCCUUACCCAAGGCGUCUAAUUAUCAAACCUUAGGAGGGUAUAACGGGAUGGAGGGGGUCCCGUUUGUGCUUAAUCCCAAGUUGAGAGGACUGCCUAGUGAUGCACUGGCACAAUGGCCGGUGAUCAAAAAACGCACACGAUUCGAACUUGACCGGGACUACUCGUAUAGUUUCACAGUGGAGAGGCAGACAGAACACAAUAUGCAUCAAGAGGAUCAUAAGUACAUUGAGAAAAGAAACGAAAAGUUACAAUUGCAGAUUGAUUUACUAAACGACAAAAUCUUAGCUUGUGGUACUGUAAAUGCUACUAGAAAACAUUUACCUACACUCAAAGAAGAUACUAAGUUAGAAAGGGGUGAAGAUGACUAUCGAGUCAGUGACACAAAUGUGACUGUGAUGAAGUGGAAAGACAAGAGGGUAGUCUACCAUUUAUCAAACUACCACGACCCACGAAAUGUCAGUACUGUUAUUCGCAAAGAGCAUAAUGGUGACUCAAACCAGAUAGCUUGCCCUGAACUUGUAAAGGAUUACAACGCAAAUAUGAACUUUGUAGACAAGUUUGACCAACUCAGCUGUUAUGCCAUUGAAAGAAAGUCUCGUAAAUGGUGGCAUAGAAUAUUCUUUCAUUUCUUGGACUGCGCGUUGGUAAAUUCUUUUGUUAUUUACAAAGAUCUUCAAAAACUUGAUCAUAUGGGACUGUCAAGACUGACAAUGAAGGAAUUCCGCCGUUCUGUCUACCUGGGCAUUCUUGCCUCUGCUUUUGUGAAUAAGCGAUCUUACGGUUCCAAUAUCAGUUCUCCAGCGCAUUCUCCGAUUCCUGUGCUAAUAAAACGUCACAAACCAACAGUUCCCCAAAAAACACGUUUAGAAAGUAGUCGCCACCAACCACAACAGGGCACAUCUAGGCGCUCCUGCAAAUGCAGUACAAAAUCUCAUCCAGUACGCACAGUUUGGGAGUGUAGCAUGUGUAAAGUUCCUCUUUGCCUACGUAAAGGAAAAACUUGCUUUGCUGAUUUUCACAAAAAGUAG
Parnassius apollo (apollo) is the source of this 1905-nucleotide messenger RNA. Lineage: Eukaryota; Metazoa; Arthropoda; Insecta; Lepidoptera; Papilionidae. The record is from the annotation of a GenBank genome assembly.